Molecule: messenger RNA, 2738 nt
Organism: Metopolophium dirhodum (rose-grain aphid)
Lineage: Eukaryota; Metazoa; Arthropoda; Insecta; Hemiptera; Aphididae
Product: zinc finger protein OZF-like
Exons: 4
Coding region: 807-2012 (401 amino acids)
Biological process (GO): regulation of transcription by RNA polymerase II; central nervous system development
Cellular component (GO): nucleus
Molecular function (GO): DNA-binding transcription factor activity, RNA polymerase II-specific; RNA polymerase II cis-regulatory region sequence-specific DNA binding
Source: RefSeq, a predicted model, not a curated record
UUUUAGUUCUAAAAUAAUUUGUCAUUGUCAAAAAAAAUUUUAUUGCAUUUUAAAAACAUAGUUGCACCAAUGCACCACAACAAUGAACUUUAAUCUACAGAGAGUUAUAUUAAUUUAUAGCUAUAUUAUAAUAUUUGAAUAUCCCAUAUUGUUGUCGAUGAUAAACGAUAAGUUUUUUAAAGAGUUAAAUAAUUACAAAGUAUAAUAAGCUGGUAAGAAGAAGCUUUUUGCAUUUAUAUUUUGAUGUUGACUCAAUAAGCUAAUACUGGUACCAAUGUACCGUUUCAAUUGUCAUCAACAUAAACUGUUUCAUGGAGAAAAAAAACUUUUAAUUAAGUCAUAUUUCGACGAAAACCGAUAUUGAAUUGUCAUAAAUGAUAAAUAUGUAUAUAAUAUAAUAUUGUAAUAAAGCUGAAGCUUAACCAUGACGGCAUAGGCUUUUUUACUAAACAAGAAAUUAUAAAUAGAAAUAAAUUAAGAAUCAAAAGAAUAAAAAAGUAUUCAGUACAGAAAAAUGUAUUUGACAUACUUUUACUUUUACUCAAAUAUUUUACAACACUGACAAUCUUACAUAGCCUUAUUCUUACUUCUUCUUUCUUCAUAACCUUUUGCUUUAACAUUAUAAUAAUAUAAUAUUAUAUAUUUAUCAUUAAUUAUGCCUUACAGACAAUUUGGUAUCGGUUUUCGUCGAUUUGAUGUUUUUUCUCCAGAAGACAUUUUAUUGUUGACAAAGAUUGUAAAGAUACAACUGUAGUCAGUUUCACUAUUAGCUAUUUAAUUGAAAAACAAACAAUAGAGGACAUAAUAUGGAACCAUUAAGAAUAACUACUGAUGAUUGCGGGAUAAAUUCCAAGUAUAAUGAUAAAAUACACAAAUUGUCUUCAAUCCCACUCAAUAGACAUGACGAUCAAGUAUGUAACGGAAUUAUUAAACAGGAAAAUAUUGAUGAACAAGACGUAUUUAAUGGAAUCAUCAAAGAGGAAAUUAUUGAAGAAAUAGACCAUGACAAUGAUAGUCGAUCAUUUCAAAAAGGAACUAAAACUGAAAAGAAUAUUAACACAAUUGAUACCCAAAUAAAAACUGAAGUAAAUUGUAUUGACUGUUUUGAAUUUGAAGGAACAGUUUUAAGCGAAAGCAAUUCUGCAGAUUUCAUUACUUGUAUGAAUUUGGACUUGACAUCAAACUGCGUAAGGAAAAAUCCAUUGGAUAAUACAGCGUCCAAAUUAACAAAGAGUACAAGGACAUACACAGGUGAAAAAUCGUAUAAAUGUGAUAACUGUGAUAGAGCGUUUUCUCAGAAAUCAAGUUUAAUAAAUCAUACAAGGACACACACCGGCGAAAAGCCUUAUAAAUGUGAUAUAUGUGAUAAAGCGUUUUCUCAGAAAUCAAGCAUAAAAAAUCAUACAAGGACACAUACGGGCGAAAAGCCGUAUAAAUGUAAUAACUGUGACCAAGCGUUUUCCCAGAAAUCAAAUUUAACAAUGCAUACAAGGACACAUACCGGCGAAAAGCCGUAUAAAUGUAAUAACUGUGAUCAAGCGUUUUCUCAGAAAUCAAGUUUAAUAAAUCAUGCAAGGAAACAUACCGGUGAAGAGCCGUAUAAAUGUGAUGAAUGUGAUCGAGCUUUUUCCCUGAAAUCAAAUUUAAUAAGGCAUACAAGGACACACACAGGCGAAAAGCCGUAUACAUGUGUUAACUGUGAUCAAGCAUUUUCUCAGAAAUCAAAUUUAACAAUGCAUACAAGGACACACACCGGCGAAAAGCUGUAUAAAUGUGACAACUGUGAUCAAAUGUUUUCUCAGAAAUCAAAUUUAACAAAUCAUUUCAGGACACAUACGGGCGAAAAGCCGUAUAAAUGUGAUGAAUGUGAUCGAGCUUUUUCCCAGAAAUCAAGUUUAAUAAUCCAUGCAAGGAAACAUACCGGUGAAAAGCCGUAUAAAUGUGAUGAAUGUGAUAGAGUUUUUUCUCUUAAAAAAAAUUUAAAACGGCAUACAAUGACACAUAACAGAUAAAGACCGUAUAAACGUGAUAUCUGUUACCAAUGGUUUCCUCUUCGAACACAUUUAUAUCAAUCAAGACAUAUAAAAAUAAUUUUUUUGCCUUACAUUUUAUUUUAUAAUUUAAAUAACAUAAAAAUGAGUUCUUUAUCAUCAAUAUAAUAUAACAAUAGUUACUACGAUAGUAAAUAAUAACCAAUUAUUACAAUACCAAAUUAACAAAAAAGACACACUCCAUAGUCUGAUAUCAUCAAACAUUUUACGUAAUAAUAAACAGUGAAUUCAUAGACUACUUCCACAUCUAUACAGACGCUUCUUAAACAGCAAAUGAAACCGGCUUCAUCAUGACACAUACCGAAGAUGACAGUCUCCAUAAAAUCGUCCCUUUCUCCAGCAUAUCCACUGCAGAAACUUUCGCGGUACUCGAAGCUAUAAUUUUCUCAUUCUCCAAAAACCACAAUAAUGUCCUCAUCUUAAGCGACUUUUUUAGCGGAAUCAUCUUAAUUACCAUCGUACAUACAAAAUGCAACUAGCCCGAAGCAUUCAGAAUUCAAUCCUUACAAACCACAAAACUAUCAAACUAUUCGAACUCAUGUGGGUUUCAUCACAGACUUUAUCAAGAUAACCGUGCUUACAUCGAACAUCUAGAGCAAUGGAUCGACGACACCUCACUAUAAUAUUUAAAUAAAUCUUUAAAAAAAAAAUUGUUGAAAAUUGAAUGUAUUGAAUUUAUGGACACGA